Soboliphyme baturini is the source of this 381-nucleotide messenger RNA. NCBI's taxonomy places the organism in Eukaryota, Metazoa, Nematoda, Enoplea, Dioctophymatida, Soboliphymatidae. The record is from the annotation of a GenBank genome assembly.
AUGGCCAAACCGGAAGAGAGGUUAUUUACCUGUGAGAACGCUUCUUUCGUAGAUGCAGCUUCGGAACCUGCGCCAAAGGUCAGCAAUGUUUUCGAUGCACGUGGCAUCAUCGUCCGCCGACUAGAGUGUGGUCUGGCAACCGGUCGAUCAGUUCUGAAGCUGGUCGGUUGCCAAAUUGGAUUCCGUGUUAAUUCGCAGCUGAACCUCCAUCGCCAUUCGUUCGCCGACGGUAAUCAUGUAGAUUUAGCGAGAGUAUUCGCAGGCACAAGUCAAAUUAGCCUCACGUCACUGUUGGCCGGGGAUCGUCGGAGUCAAUUUCACUUAGAGGAAGCGGUGGUACAAUUCUUUGACGGGCUCAUGCACAGCUCCAGUGAUAAUUGA